Messenger RNA from Artibeus jamaicensis (Jamaican fruit-eating bat), 1697 nucleotides. It is a transcript of the gene BAG2, whose product is annotated as BAG cochaperone 2. Gene Ontology annotation, biological process: protein stabilization. The coding region runs from base 328 to 963 and encodes 211 amino acids. NCBI's taxonomy places the organism in Eukaryota, Metazoa, Chordata, Mammalia, Chiroptera, Phyllostomidae. Gene Ontology annotation, molecular function: adenyl-nucleotide exchange factor activity; protein-folding chaperone binding. The transcript is spliced from 3 exons. The record is from RefSeq and is a predicted model, not a curated record.
GUAUCAGGCUCAGAGGGGCAGAUGGGUCCGCGGAUCACAUAGGGCCUCCCCUUCUGCGUCUGCCCGUCCAGCAGGCGUCUCUCACCACCGCGCCGCUCCCCCGGCCAGGCCCGGAGCCCCCCGAGGCCGCGGGCGCUGCGCCUGCCCUUGUUUGGCCACGCGGCAGCGGCAGAAGCGGCGCCUCCGGGCUGCCCCCUCCCUCGCGGGCGUCAGAAGGAGGCGGGAGCCCGCGCGGUGACGACGCCACCCGCGGCCACAGGAGCUCUCCACUCGCCACCGCCGCUGGAGAGGCCGUGACCUCCUGGCUGUCCCGCCUCAGAGGCUCCGAUGGCUCAAGCAAAGAUCAACGCGAAAGCCAACGAGGGCCGCUUCUGCCGCUCGUCCUCCAUGGCCGACCGCUCCAGCCGCCUGCUGGAGAGCCUGGACCAGCUGGAGCUCAGGGUGGAAGCUUUAAGAGAAGCAGCAACUGCUAUUGAGCAAGAGAAAGAAAUCCUCCUGGAAAUGAUCCACAGCAUCCAAAACAGCCAGGACAUGAGGCAGAUCAGCGAUGGAGAAAGAGAAGAAUUAAAUCUGACUGCAAACCGUUUGAUGGGACGGACCCUCACCGUUGAAGUUUCGGUAGAAACAAUUAGAAACCCUCAGCAGCAGGAGUCCCUAAAGCACGCCACCAGGAUUAUUGAUGAGGUGGUCAGUAAGUUUUUGGAUGAUCUGGGAAAUGCCAAGAGUCAUUUGAUGUCGCUGUAUAGUGCGUGCACAUCUGAGGUGCCGCCUGGGCCGGUUGACCAGAAGUUUCAGUCCAUAGUGAUCGGCUGUGCUCUUGAAGAUCAGAAGAAAAUUAAGAGGCGAUUAGAGACUCUGCUCAGAAAUAUUGAAAACUCUGACAAGGCCAUCAAGCUGUUAGAGCAUUCUAAAGGACCCAGCUCCCUAGCUCUGCAGCAGAAUGCUGAAAGCAGAUUUAAUUAAUUUUCAGACCUGAGAGCACUUACAAAUUAGGGUGCAAAAGGGAUAAAAUACUAUUUUAAGUGAUUACAACGAGUACUUUAUGCCGGGCAUAACCACUCAUUUGAUACUGAAAAUUGUUUCAGAUAAUGAAAGUAGUCCAGUGUCAUCAGUUUUGUGAAUAACAUUUAGAAGUAGAAAUGUUUUCAUUCUCUCCCUGUAAGUUUUAGGUGGAAUACCUGUACUAGGAGCUAGCAGCCUGUCUGUAUGUUUGAUAAUUCUGUGGAUGAGCACUUUGUGUCGGGGGGAGGUGAGUGCUCAGCCAGGGGCAGAAGAAUCACUGUUCUUCCCUGGGCUUUUUCGGGUGUGGAGACACAUGGACACGGGGGGGCGUGUGUUGGCUAGAAAUUCUUUACACAGCAGCACGCACUUACACACGUCUAGUGUUAGCCAAGCAGUGUGCUCACCGGGGUAAAAGAGAUCACACAGUAAGAGCCUUUCCCAGCAUUCUCAUUCAGCAGGUUUUUUAGACAUGUGUCAAAUUAUUUUGAACUUGAAGAUUUAUGCAUCUCAUUUGAAUGUAUUUCCCAACAUACAUGAAAACAUGACAAAUGUGAGAAAAUUCACAUCUAAUCUUACCACUGUGAACAACUAUAUAUCCACUUUGUUUUUCUAAAUGCAUCUCUAAAAUUUUAAUCAUUAUAUAAGUACAAUAUUGUAACUUGCCUUUAAAAAAUUAAAUGCUGCUCUUAAGUCUG